Haemonchus placei is the source of this 1698-nucleotide messenger RNA. The record is from the annotation of a GenBank genome assembly. NCBI's taxonomy places the organism in Eukaryota, Metazoa, Nematoda, Chromadorea, Rhabditida, Trichostrongylidae.
ACUACAUCCAACGGAAACUUUGGGGGGCUAGAGAUUAUUUUCUUUUUCAAAGCGAAACCCCUGCAGUGCGAUAAUAACCCAACUAACUGGGUUUACAUUGAUGAUAAUGGCCAUGUACAGUACAUUGAGCGAAGGGAGGAUGCGAAAUGUCAAGGAAUCUAUGUUACUCGAAAAAACGACAACGAGAACAGUCACGAAGCUUUUGAUUCUCUUCCCAGUGGUAAACCUCUCGCUUCAGAUUUUGCAGUGGUACAUUGCAGACUAGGAAUGGAAAGCUGGAAAGAUGAAAGCCAACUUCUCAGCAAUAACGCUUCACCUGCACCGGACAGUUCGGGCCUAAACGUUUUCUUCUUAGGGUUUGAUUCCCUCAGUCACAUGUCAUUCAGAAGAAAAAUGCCCAAAACUGUUGAGGUGUUGGAGAAAUCUCUUGGAGCUGUAGUGUUGAAUGGUUACAACAUUGUUGGAGAUGGAACACCUCAAGCCUUUAUACCUAUUCUGACCGCUGCUACAGAAGAAGAACUACCGUUGACAAGGAAACGUUUUGGUAAUGCAAAUUAUGUCGACGAUGUAUACCCAUUCAUAUGGAAUAAUUUCUCAUCUGCCGGAUAUGUAACCUUAUAUGGAGAAGAUGCUUUCGCUAUAGGAACGUUUACGUAUCGUUUGAAAGGCUUCCGUAACCAGCCUACAGAUCACUACACCAGGCCAAUUUUCAAAGAAUACGAAAACAGUGGUUGCAUUCUCUUUGUUGAAGUUUCACGCAUCAAUCGCUUUCAGGACAAGCCUCGUUUUUUGAUGAUGCAUCAAAGUCUGCUAUCUCACGACGACAUUAAUCUGGUUGAAGUCGAGGAUGCAGAUGUUGCUCAGCUCUUGAACUCUAUGCACCAAAACGGCGAGCUGGACAACACAAUGGUGAUUGUUAUGGCUGACCACGGCCAUCGCUUCGCUAAAUUGAGGGAAACCCAUCAAGGACAACUUGAAGAGCGACUGCCGUUCUUUUCCAUUGCAUUGCCGAAGGCCUUCAGAGAAACUGAACACGGAAAGUUGAUGUACGGAAACCUUCAGAGAAACAAGGACAGGCUUUCGACACCCUUUGAUAUUCAUGCGACUCUGAUGGACGUGCUGCACUUACCUAAGGAUCUUACGACGAUUCAGGACGCGAAGACGAGAUCACUAUCACUUUUUCGUCCUAUCCCUGCAGCGCGAACUUGUGCCCAAGCUGGUGUUGAACCGCAUUGGUGCACUUGCUUGAAUUGGCAAGACGCUUUGAUUACGCCUAGCGACCAAGCUCUGGCAGAGCAACUCGCACUGGGUGCUGUGGAAGCGAUUAAUCGGCAGCUGAAGAAUGUUUUCCACUUGUGUGCUGAAUUGAGCCUGGAGGAACUUAUUGAAGCAAAGAAACUCGUGCCGAAUGAAGGGGUGUUGAAGUACAAAAAUGUGAAGGACAAAGAUGGCUUUGUACCCGAUCUAAGCGGUAAUACCCAGGCAGCCUUCGCGCACUACCAAAUAAAACUUCGAACACGACCAGGGAAGGCAAUUUACGAGAUAACACUGUUCUACGAUUUCAAGUUGAAAGAGAUGCAUAUCGACCUUGGUGCUAUCAGUCAUCCGAACAAAUUUGGAGACGAUCCACACUGCAUCAUAGAUCGGAAUUACUUCUUGGCUACUUUUUGCGUGUGUCAUGAUAGGGUAAUCUUCUAG